Pieris macdunnoughi is the source of this 1032-nucleotide messenger RNA. The record is from the annotation of a GenBank genome assembly. NCBI's taxonomy places the organism in Eukaryota, Metazoa, Arthropoda, Insecta, Lepidoptera, Pieridae.
AUGGAUUUUCUUUCGGAAGUAAUAGGUGAAGCUGUAAUCUUAAGCAUUGACUCUUUAAUAUUGGGGUUUUGUGUUAAACAGCUGAGCAAAUGUAAACACAUACUAAAUGCUCUUCAGACAGCGCCGGUUCUAGAUAUUGAUAAUAGUCUUAAUAAAGAGAUAAACAAGUACCCUAAUUAUGUUAUACCAUAUGUUGUAGUACGAGGUCUAGUUAAGCCUCUUGGAAAUCCUAUCACAAGUAACUACAAUCAGUCAGUUACUGGAGUUAUUCAAAGAUUAAUAAUAAAAGAACAUGUCAUAGCUCGAACAUCUGCUGGUUUCUGGUCUGACCAGACUCGCACAAUUCAUGAGUUUUGCAAUUCAACACCAUUUGUGCUUACUAAUGGAAAGUACAGCAUUGAAGUUGUAGAUGCUUUGGCUGCUGAACUUUUAGACUUGGAUGUAAUUUCCGACAAAUUUGAGCCUAUGUCCCCAGGAGUAAUUGAUCAUGUAUGGGGCUUUUUCUCUGGUGUCAGGCAAAGAGGCCUACAGACUAUGGAAGAGAUGUUACGAGAUGGGUCGUACAUCACAGCUGUUGGUGAACUUAGUAGAACAAGCUCAGGCCUUAAAAUUCAACCACCAAAAGAUGGAUUACCUCUUUAUUUGACAACAUCAACAAAAUCUAGUCUUUUAAAAAGAUUAGCAAGUUCUAGAGACUUCUUGAGGGUCUUACUGGUGUUAUUUGGCUCAGUAGCAGCUAUUGCCUCCGGACGCAUUGCAUACAAAUAUAUUAAGAGAAGACGAAGACGCCAGGCUGACGAAAAUUUAAAGCAGCAGCUCGCCGCUGGUCGAAGAGAACGACGUGCACAAAAUAGAGAUAAGGAUCUUAGUGAAGUGCAACUUUGUGUUGUCUGCAGUGAUAAUCCUAAAGAGAUUAUACUUCUGCCGUGUGGCCACGUCUGCUUAUGCGAAGACUGUUCAGAGAAUAUUCGCGACAAUUGCCCAAUUUGUCGUGAGAGAAUCCACUCCCGCGCACCCGCAUUUAUAACAUAA